This is a messenger RNA of Nymphalis io (European peacock), 5411 nucleotides long. RefSeq names its product transcription factor BCFI-like (gene Gata-beta). Bases 2091 to 3731 code for a protein of 546 amino acids. The transcript is spliced from 9 exons. The record is from RefSeq and is a predicted model, not a curated record. Gene Ontology annotation, biological process: positive regulation of transcription by RNA polymerase II; negative regulation of transcription by RNA polymerase II; cell fate commitment. Gene Ontology annotation, molecular function: DNA-binding transcription factor activity, RNA polymerase II-specific; RNA polymerase II cis-regulatory region sequence-specific DNA binding; zinc ion binding. Lineage: Eukaryota; Metazoa; Arthropoda; Insecta; Lepidoptera; Nymphalidae.
AACCGGAAACAUAUCUCGAUAUUUAUUAUUAUUUCUUUACAUCAAUGAAUCCGUUGCAGGUAACGUUCAUCCGUGUUGACGAAAACUGGACUUGGUCUUCCUGGACGACGGACGUCCAGACCUAAGAGAAUCCGUAGUAGCUAACUUGUUAAGUUCUAAUGAUAUUAUGAUAUUGAUAUGUCUAUGUUGCAUAUCAUUCUAGGCGGGUAGGCUAGGUAGCAGUGAGGCGGUGGUGGUGCGGUAUCUUAUCGCGGCAAGGACGAGCGUAAUCACAAUCAGAGUUGAGGCUCUUCGGGUUCACGCCGACUAUCAUGACGCCUUCUUGGAAUCAGUCUUCGAUAAAAUUAUUGUUACCUUUAUUGUUGACUUUACCAUUACCCUGUGUUAUAUACUUCUGAAAAUCUAUAUUUUUUAAAUUGUAAAUAAGAUAUCGAUGUGGGUCUAAUAGAGGCAUAUGUAAACAGAUGAACUGUUUACAUAUCAGUCACAUGUGCACAACUCUUUCCAAACAUGUCCUAUUAAUCUUUUGUGCGUCGACGGCACCCAUCAGUGUCUCUCAUUCUGCCAUUGUUUUUAACAAUUACUAUUUUUUGCAGUUCGUAGUUUGUGUAUAAAUCAUAACAAUUGUUGUGGGCAGGCCUGCGUUGUGGUACGUAAUCCAUGUCUCAAAACAAAGGGUCGGCAGGGCGCGAGCGUCAGCUCGUUAGGGAUGUUUGUUGUUGUAGGAGGCGCUGCGGGACGCCCGCGAUGCGCUCUCACAACACAACUUUUUUCGCCACGUGAUACUUGGAAACGAGAGAAACUGCUCCCGCACAGAUUUACUGCACCCUUACCACUAAUACGAUAAAAUUUAUUGGUUCCCGGGAGACGAUAACUUGCGCGAGUCGAGUCACGGACAUGUUUAUAGACCGCUCUGCAGCGCUUCAUGGAAACAUCGCAAAACACAGAACCGAUGACAGAUAUUAAGAAUACAACUACAUACUAACUCAUACUGCGAACCCCAUUAGGUAUUUUGAAGUUGCAUGUAAUAUUAUUCUAAAUUAAAUAACUCCCUACUUAUUUAUUAAAUAAAAUAUGUAUACCUGUGUAUAAGUUUUUAAUAGAAAAAAAUGUAACUGCUGAGCGAGAAACAAGAAACAGCAAAUGUAAGGUUAAAUGUUUUUUUAAGAAUACCGAUUAUUAUCAUUAGUUAGGUACAUAAUAUUUUGAAUAAUUGACUAAACUGUUUGGAGCGAAAUAGGUAACGCCAGGGGAGCAUUUUUGCCGAGUACGGGAUAGACCCUAUAGGUGGUGUAGGUCGGUGUCGUGCGACCGAGCGAUAACGCGCAGUACAGCGCGCACGUGCUGAUAUCGCUUAUCAGCGCUAGUGAGCGAUCAGCUGAGCGCUUCCGCUAUCCCUGCCAGCGCUCCGACUCCACCAAUUCUCUUAUCUGUGAUACAACUUAUAUAGAUACAUUUCCGUUUUAUUCCAUAGCAGUUUCUUACAAAGCUAAAAGUGUCCAUUAAUACUUAAUAUGAUAGGUACGAGUAACAGGCGAAAUUAUCAUCAUAGGAUUUUAUUUUUAGUUAAUUUCUUCUAUUAACUGUUAUUAAUAUGUACGUAAAGUAGUAACAUACCUGCCUAUGUAAAUAAACUCCAGUAAGUUUCAAUUCAGUCACAACAUUACCUAACCCGUAGAUUAAUAAGCGCAGAAAUAUUUUUGCAACAAUUUUAAUGAGUUUCACAUAUGUCGUUUUAAAUCUACUACUAUACUAAUGCCGACAGUUUCUUUCAUUCUCAUUAAAACAGCAGCAGGUAGUACAAUUUCAAAUUUUUCAAUUUAAUAUAAGUCGGAAGUGGACUGUUAUGUCAUUUAUGAAGUACAUAACGAUUGAAUGUACGGUAAGCGUGGCCUAAGGGAGUGUAGGCAGGUUUUCUGCCCUCCCUUCCAGGGUAUAUACAAGGGGCGGGUCUACCUAACUCGCCGCGCCCGCCGACCCGCAAACAUCGCCACCGCCGGGGCGCCAGUCCACACGCGAACGUUGCCGUGACCGCACGCGCACGACAGAGAUCAGCGCAACAACGCGAGGGUACUUAGUGAGUAGUGAGCAUGUUACACGACGCCUGGCCCUCCGCCUGGCACCGCGCCGAGACCUUCGAGCUGGACGCGUUCAUCGCUGAAGUCAACAAUAAUUGCCUGAAAGAGGGCGAGGCGGAGUGCGGCGCGGGCGACGCGGAGAGCCCGCCCCCCCUGUCUUUCGGCUACGCCCCCGGCGGCGGUGGCCUGUCGCCGUCCCACUCGCGCAGCUACCAGGAGUUGCGGCCUGCGCACGCGCAUACGACACACGCGCGCGAUAUGCAGACAUACGCACACCUCGAAGAAGCGCUGUUCAAGCCGUCGGCGGGGUUGCCAUCAACCGGAGGCUCCACGGAUGGCGCAUACUUGCGCGGGCGCAGCCCAGAGCUGAGCCCUUCGCCAGAACGCCGCGAGGAUUACCGUACACUACACUACGAGCCCUACGCCCCUGCUCCACCUCCGCCGCCCUACACGCACGAUCACCAUCAUCACGUGGAUGGCGGAGGCGGUGGAGGCGCUGCGUAUACGCGUUGCGCGUACCCGACCGCCGGCUCGCCUUACUUCGGCAACGGCGCCGACCUAACGCAGCCGCAGAUAUGGACCUCGGCCGCAGGAGGAUCACCGAACUACGGUACUGCUAGUGGUACUGGCUCAGUGCUUGGUGAAGAAUACGGUGAGACAGGCGAGGCCGGCGAGGGCGGAGGCGCGGGAAGCGGGGGCGCUCUACCCGCCUUCAGCGCUCGCUUCGGUGGCGCCUUCGCCAGUGCCACCUCCAGGCCGUCUACUGUAUACGGCACCACCUCGCUGGCUACGAACGCUUAUGCACAACCCGAGGUCUGGAGUCUAGACGGCAGCCGACGGCCGCAGCUCUCCGCCGCCGCCAGCCUCUCAGCCAUCGAUAUGGCGGAGUUUUUCACGGAGGGUCGCGAGUGCGUGAACUGCGGGGCCAUCCACACGCCGCUGUGGCGGCGCGACGGCACCGGCCACUACCUGUGCAACGCGUGCGGCCUGUACAACAAGAUGAACGGCAUGAACCGACCGCUCAAGCAGCCGCGGCGGCUGGUACGUCAGCGGCACGCGGCGCACGCGCUGGCGCCCGCUCCCGACAUGGGCACGAAGCGGCCGGGUAUGUCUUGCAGCAACUGUCACACGACCACCACCUCGCUGUGGCGACGCAAUGCGCACGGCGAGACCGUUUGCAACGCCUGCGGCCUGUACUACAAGCUUCACAACAUCAACCGUCCGCUCGCUAUGAAGAAAGACUCCAUACAGACGAGGAAGCGAAAACCUAAGAACAGUAUGAAGGCGGAGAGAAGUUUGAGUAAAAGUUUAGUGAACGCGGCGCACGCGGCGCACUCGGCGCACAACACGCACUCAGCCGGACCCGCUGUUAAAAUCGAGAAUCUACUAGAGGGCGGCGCGAAUGGCGGCGCGGGCUCGGGCGGCACGCGCUCCCCGCUGACGCUCGGCUUCUACGUGCAGCAACACGCAGCCGCCGUCAAGCUGGAGGAGCCGCCGCCCGCGCACGCGCACCAGCACGCGCACCAGGUGCACCACCCGCACCAGGCACACCACGCGCACCACGGGCAGUCCUUCUACGACGAGACGGAGUACCGGCGCGCGGAGCCGCAGGAGCGCCUCGAACGCCCGACCGUCGUGUCGCUGGGCAGCUGAGCGCCGUACGCGUCUCUCAUAAUAAUCUCAGCCCCGCGACCGGCCGUCGCGAGCGAAAUAAUAAUAAGAAUCUCAGUCGUUUAAGCUUAGUUAAUCGUAGAGUAGCGGACGUGAGCCGAGGAGUCUUCGCUAGUUGACCAAAUAGAGCGCGCGCGGCCGGACGCGCGACCCGGAGGCCGGGCUCGGGCCGAAGCCGAGAUCCGUGCUCUAUCCGAAUUUGAGUAGUUUUAUGAUAGAAUUUUAUAUAUUAAAAUAUAUAUGUUAGAGAGGAGUCUAUGAGUACGAGCAUUUAUAGAAAAUUAUUUAAAUAUUUACAAUGACUUUUUAAUAUAGACCAGUACUAACUAAGUCUAACGUUCGAGAUAAGUGACACGGAUGUGGAUGACGAUCCAACUCGGGAGUUAAGAUAGGAACAAACCGUUCGGAAUGUGUCACUGCUCACAUAGAACAUUACUAGACCUAAACGGAUGUUUAUUAGAAUCUCUCUGAAAUAUUUAAUAUACCUUUAUAAUAAGUACGCAGAUAAUGAAACUCCACGAGUCCCUGCGACGAGCUCUCCGCCGUCGCCGCGCGCAGACGGCGUGUUCUGUUACCAAAUAAUUAUUAUACCUAUGUUUAAAUACUAUAAGACUGUGCUUAGGCAUUCCUAAAGUGUUGCAUUCCUAAAUAGAUAUAUCGCGAUAGUUACUUCAUGUAAUGUUAUACAAGUUGUUAAAGGGCACCGCUGAGGCCGCUCGUGCGAAACAAAAUCUACAUUAUGUUCGAUAUUAUUGUGUGUUAAUUUUAUUAUAUUUUUUAUUUAACUCCAUGACUUCAGAAAGCAUUCCACGAAUUUAUAAAUGUAAUAAGACUUUAUAUUAAGAUAUGCGUCUAUGAGGCUAUAAGAAAAUAAGCAGCAAAUAGCGUUCGAAGCAUCUCGCGUCACCUCGUCAUCUCAUCGCCAACUCGCCUCCGAUAUAUCUGUCUUGACAACCACAAGUUGUUACAUCCCGAGAUUUGAUAAGAGUCGGCAGUAAUCACUCGGCGGUCCUGUACGGGCUUGCUUCAUUCCAAUCGCUUGCCGGUACCUUCAGAAGUGCGAGUGCGUUCAGUUUUAUUAUUUUUAAUAUAUAGUUAUUAGAGUACCGGCGAAUAUUGAUGGCAAUAAAGACCACGACGGCAGGCGAACUUCUUGCUAUACUUCUGCUUUUCAACAAUUGGCAUAAUAUCUUAAACAUUACAAGAAAUAUUUUAAGUAACGUAAGAAAAUCGCUUCGUUGUUUAACUACAAGUUCGUAAUGUUGCGAAGCCGAUGCUACAACUUUUGUACAUAACAAAUAUAUCUAAAUAUAUAAAUAGAUUAAUAUAAUAUUACUUUUAUGAGACAUGAAAAUCUCCAAUUACCUACUGUUAUUUUUAGUCACAAAAUUAUAAUAAAUAUUUUUAUACUGACUAAUAAAAUUUACGAAUUAAAAUGAAUUUAGUAAUCUUGUUGCUCACCGGAGGCGACCGGAACUGUUCCGGGCGCCUCGCAUGGUAUAUAGAUAUAGAUACAAAGAUACACAUAGCGUGAUGUUUAUUAUUAUUUAUGUACGAUAGUCCCGCGACAGCGAUGCGCUGCUUGCGGUCAGCAAUUACAUUUCAUGUAAAUAUAAUAUAAGCAAUGAAAGUACACUUUGAAUAAAGCGAAUUAUUAAUUAA